AUGGGGAACGCUGCGAAUAAAAUGACAUAUCUGGCUGAAGGCUCUGAAAGGGAAAAUAAUAAAACGCCAGAAAAAAAGUACAACAUUUUAAUUUUAGGCCUUAGCGGUUCAGGGAAAACAACGCUAUUGUAUCAUAAUUUUAUUCCAGAAUGGACAAAUAUUACAUCUCACAUGGAACCAACUAUAUCUUAUCACUACGAAGAAAUUAAAUGGAUCAAUGGAAGAAUUGGUUUUUGGGACAUGUCAGGGAAUCCAAUAAUGAGAAACAUUUGGAAACUGAUUUACAGAAACGUAAAGGUGAACGCAAUUUUGUAUGUUAUAAACAUAAUGGAUAUAUCAGAUGAAGUUUUAUCUGAGAAUAACACACUCAUAAGUCUUUUGCUGAACGAUGAAUGUCUACAAGCAUCCUGUGUCGUCCUAGUUUUUAACACAUUUAAUGACGUAGACAAUCUAGAUGAAGCUACAAAAAAUGAGCUAUUCAUUAAAUAUAAAAUUAAAGAUUUGAUUAACCAUUAUGGAAAUAGAAUUAACCACAUUUUUGUUGAUUGCAAAAAUUGUAAGUUAGAUAAAAACUGGGUAGGAUUAAUGCAACAAAUUUCUUACUACUUUUGA
Messenger RNA from Plasmodium gonderi, 612 nucleotides. RefSeq names its product ADP-ribosylation factor-like protein. Gene Ontology annotation, cellular component: cytoplasm; Golgi apparatus. The coding region runs from base 1 to 612 and encodes 203 amino acids. The record is from RefSeq and is a predicted model, not a curated record. Gene Ontology annotation, biological process: vesicle-mediated transport; intracellular protein transport. NCBI's taxonomy places the organism in Eukaryota, Apicomplexa, Aconoidasida, Haemosporida, Plasmodiidae. The transcript is spliced from 3 exons. Gene Ontology annotation, molecular function: GTP binding; GTPase activity.